AUGGGGAAACGACAGCAUCAAAAAGAUAAAAUGUACCUUACAUAUACAGAAUGGACUACGUUAUAUGGUGGUAAGAGGUCUGGCACUGCAGUAGAAGAAGACACCUCUUUUCGAAGACUUCCAUAUGAUCAUUGUUGCAUGUGUCUCCAACCAUUUGAAGAUCCUUAUUGUGAUAAUGAUGGAAACAUAUUUGAGUUGCAAGCUAUUAUUGAUUUUGUAAAAAAGUUUAAAGUUAAUCCUGUUACUGGCAAAAAACUAGACAUAAAAAGCCUCACUAAGUUGAACUUUUUUAAAAAUUCACAAGAUGAUUAUCAUUGCCCUGUUUUGUUUAAACCCUUUACAAAAAACUCCCAUAUUGUUGCCAUACAGACAAGUGGUAAUGUUUAUUGUUAUGAAGCAGUGGAACAGCUCAAUAUUAAAGGAAAGAAUUGGAAGGACCUCAUAAAUGAUACACCAUUUGUUAGAUCUGAUAUUAUCACAAUACAAGAUCCUAAUAAUUUGGGAAAAUUCAACAUAUCUACUUUUCAUCAUGUCAAAAAUAAUUUACGAGUUGAAACAGAAGAGGAAAUAGCAUUGAGAAAAGACCCACAUGCUAGAUUAAAAACUGUAUCAGCUGAAACUAAAGAUAUUUUAGAAGAAUUGGAAAAAGAAUAUAAAGCACCAGAAGUAAAAGAAGUUAAGAAAGAGGUUGCAGACAAGUUCAAUGCAGCUCAUUACUCAACUGGUAAAGUAGCGGCUAGUUUUACAUCAACAGCAUUGGCUCCUGAAACUAUACAUGAAGCUGCUAUUGUUUCUGAAGAUGAUGUUAAAUAUGAACGGGUCAAGAAAAAAGGCUAUGUUAGGCUGGUUACAAACUUUGGUCAGUUAAAUUUUGAGUUAUACUGCGAUUUGACACCUAAAACAUGUGACAACUUUAUAAAACAUUGCCUCAGUGGGUACUAUAAUGGUACUAAGUUUCAUAGAUCUAUCAGGAACUUUAUGAUUCAAGGUGGAGACCCAACUGGGACUGGUCUAGGGGGUGAGUCUAUAUGGAAAAAGCCAUUUGAGGAUGAAAUCAAACCAAACCUGCACCACACUGGUCGUGGUAUUCUAUCUAUGGCUAACUCUGGACCUAAUACAAAUGGAUCACAAUUUUUCAUAACAUUCCGUUCCUGUAAACAAUUGGAUGGCAAGCACACAAUAUUUGGGAAAGUAGUUGGUGGUCUUGACACGUUAAAUGCUAUAGAACAUGUUGAAGUUGACAAUAAAGACAGGCCAAUUGAAGAUAUUAUAAUAGAAGUUGCUCAAGUGUUUGUUGAUCCAUUUGCUGAGGCUGAGGAACAGAUUGCUGCUGAAAGAGCUGAGGAGAUCAAGAAACAGGCACAAUCUGGAGUCAAACCUAAAAAAGCAAACAAACAACCUCUUAAAGUAUUUAGAGAUGGAGUGGGCAAAUACCUUAAUUUACAAGAAGUAUCCUCAACAAGUAAGGCUGCUAAAGGUCAAGAAGUUCCAACAAAAAAAGCAAAAAAGGAUGGGAACUAUAAUUUUGGCAGUUUUGAUGCUUGG
This is a messenger RNA of Brenthis ino (lesser marbled fritillary), 1545 nucleotides long. Lineage: Eukaryota; Metazoa; Arthropoda; Insecta; Lepidoptera; Nymphalidae. The record is from the annotation of a GenBank genome assembly.